UGUUGAAAAAAGAAAAAAAAUCGGGGUUUUGGUCCUUUGUGGCUCGUUGUCUAUGCUAUGACGAUGGGACAGAGGCUUAAGAUAUCAAACGGAUAGAGUGGCGAUUAUUACCAGAAAUUCCUCACUUAGUCCACAUACAGUAGGCGUGCCAGCAGGUACUCUGCGUUUCCGUGUCACUUCCUCGUUCCUCGGUGGAAGGUGAAAACAUUUCACGGAACAGUCACGUCCAGACGAGUGACUGUAUUCGAUUGAGUUUGCGCUACAUGUCGGGGGGAAGCAAAUAAUUCCUCCUUCAUCGCUUCAAACUCACGGAAAGUUAUUAAAGCCAUGGCUGACAGCCGAGAAGAAGAGAGGAAAGGAGACCAGGAGCCUCAGGGCGCCGCGGGUGGGGAAGAUGUCAUCGAUGAUCCCAUCCUGGAGCAAGGAGCAGUGGUACUUAGAGGGUAUGUGAUUGAACGUAUAAACACAGAGGACCCCGAUCGACACGUCUCCUCUCAGGAUCUGGGAGGAAGGCCAGAUGAACAACAGGAUCCACAAAUCAAAGAAGUGGUGGAACAAUUGCUCAAGAUUGCGGAUGAGUUGAACAGGAACGCUGAGCUCCAACGACUGAUCAACCAGGUUCAGGGCAACUGUGCUAAGGACAUCUUCAUGAAGGUGGCCAGGAGCAUCUUUGCUGAUGGCAUUAACUGGGGUCGAGUAGUGGCUCUCUUCCAUCUGGCCUACAGACUCAUAUACAAGGCGCUGACCACCAACCAUAUAGACAACAUCAGGACAGUCAUAAGCUGGGUUCUUCAGGUCAUCAGAGAGCAGCUCUACUCCUGGCUUGUACAGCAGGGAGGCUGGGAAGGUGUCAUCCGUGGUUUUUCUCGGUGGAGGACAGUAGCCAUAGUAGCAUCAGUAAUGUUGGUGGCAACUAUUGUUUACUACAGAAAGACACGCUGAGACAUCAGACCUCACCAUCGUGGCUUCAGUCCCAUCUCCUGGAUGGACACAGCUUGUUAAUAAAGACAGUUUCUGGACAUCGAUUACAACCACCCCUCGAUCUCCAUCUCACUAGCCAGAAGGAGUCGAAUACUGAACUCGAAAGGGGAAAGACCUCUCUUCUCAGGUUUCCAAGAGCAAAAAAGUGCAUGUACAGCUGCUUACCACCAUCUCCAUCAUCCUUCACCAGCAACUAUUCAGUAGAUUUCAUGGAAUUACAAGAGAUGCUGCAACACACCCUCUUGCCGCUAUAUUGAAGAUUACGAGAUCUUGUGCUCUUAGCUUAACGACGUCUUACGUUCACAUCAGUUCCUGGUGAGUCCAACUCAGUGAUCUCUAUCAAACUUGUAUCAAGUCAUACAUAAAGAUUUGUAUUGUGUGUUUUUUGUAUUAAAACAAGUUUAACUAGAGUGACACUCAGCAUAGUGGACCAAGGACCAAAUGUCUCCUCUAAUUAAAUCAGGCCAAAUCCAAUAACUGCAUCAAAUUGUACUCACUCACAGAUACCAUCCACCUGAAAAUGUCUAUUAUUUUCUCAUCAGGAUUCAUGCAUUAUUCUCUGGGAACUUAACAAAAACAACAACGAAACACCUCAUUGUGCAAUGUUUUAUGGAAAUCCGUUCAGAUGGUUUUGUGUAAUCCUGCGGAAAGACCAACCGAUAAACAAACCAACAAAAACACAAGCAAAACACAAACUCAUUGGUUGAGUUAAUUACCACAUUAUAAUCCUAGAAAAGACACCCAUUUCUUCAUAUUCGAAUUCAAGAACAUACGACUAUACAAAUUAUUUUCAUUUUAAAGGUUUGACCGCUGGACACAAGAUGUCUCCUUUACUGUUAAGUUGAGUAUCAGUGUAUGUGCACUGGAAUGAAUGUGAAAAGAACCUUUUAGUUUCAAACUAUGCACAUACAUCCUUUACAUCCUUUACAUCCUUUCCUUUGUCAUUACUGGGACCCUUACAUUGAACAUUAUGUAACUAAUUACUAUUACUAUCACAAUGACAUUAUCUGUAACGGUGUCUAUCCUCUGAACAGGCAGGGUUUAAACUGGGACCACAAGAUGUUGAUUUAAGCCUGAAUUGAUAUAUGAUUUGAGCAGAAGUUGCUAUAUUUAUUCUCUAUUUGAAAACUAUUUACAGAACAGCCUCAUAUCAGUUUUUCUGAUCACAAGAGUAAGAUAACUAUUUUACAAAGUUAGUUCACUUAAGACAGCCACCAGAUGAGGUUUUUCCUUUGUCAUGAUUACAGGUAUUGCCACAUUGUACUCAGAUGAAGUACAUUCUAUAAUCAGAUAACAACCACCAAUAUCUGUCUUUUGGAUUGUUAAUCACUUGAAUGUGAAUUGGUCAAACUGACAUUUACUCCUGCUUCAAAUGGUUUUGUGGUAGUCAAGUUGUUAAUCAACUCCAUCUCUGAUUGGCUGUGAUGGUAACACAAUACCUGGGUUGAAAAAAAAAAUCGUCCCUUUAUAGGCAUGUUGCCAUGAAGAGCUUUAAGUGCAUGCCACCAGCUUCUUCAUGCUUUUCUGUCCAUCAAGCAGCGCUCAAACAUCAUUCAGUUGUCGCUGAGAUGAAAGAGACUGAAGUAAAAGAUAUUUAAAUAGUAACAACCUGAUAAACAAUAUUAUCUGCUGCUUUUGACUAAUGAGAACAGAAAGGCAAACUCGUCACAUGGCAAUAUGACAGGAGUCAAUUGGCUAUUUUUAGUGAGUUUAUGAACAUUUGAAAGACCCGCAGAUGCACAAUGAUUCUAUGUAAAAUUUGCAUACCUUAACUGGACAUGUGUCAGCUGAGUACUCAUGCAAGACAUAUUACAUUGUUACUUGCUGUGACAGAGUGGCAUAAAUUCACCUGUGCUUAUCCUGCUGUAUCAAGUCAAGGUGAUUGCUCUGACCUUUCCAACAAAACAAGUUAUUAGAGUAAUUAAAUAAUGAGUUGAUGUAUCACAACUGUUGUUAGUAUUCAGUUGUCCUACUAUUGAAGCACACAUUAAAGCACAGACAAAGCUUACCCAUGGCCUGAAAAUGAUAGUCAAAGUUAUAGUUAAUGUUAAGAGUGACCAGAGGCAGCAUGCUUUCGGCAAAGCAGCAGUUAUCUUCAGUCUGAUGUAAUAAUAGUAUCACACCAAAUUCAUGGUUAGAAUUUACAAUGCUGCCGUAUAUAAAGCUGCUUUAUAUAAAGUUACCUUUCAUUUAAAUAUAAAGUAUCUCAGAAACACAUUGACAGUACCAUGACUUUCUCUGCAGAGCCUAAGAUUGACUGUGCUGCCAUCAACCACUCUGAGAGUCAAGUUCUGCAAAAAGCGCUAGUUUGUAAAACAUCCCAUUGUGGCUAGUUAAUCAUCCCAACCAAAUAAUAAGUCAAUCUUUAUACACUUCUUCAAAGUGUUAACGCUAAGCUUCAGCUCACAUCAGCAUUGAAGCUGGGUUAAAUAAUGUUUCUUGCUCAAAUACUUAUUGGGAGAUUUAUUGUUGAUUUACUUUUAUAUACACAACACUUUACCUUUGCCUUUUCAUAAUAUAUAUAUAUAUAUA
Molecule: messenger RNA, 3513 nt
Organism: Acanthopagrus latus (yellowfin seabream)
Lineage: Eukaryota; Metazoa; Chordata; Actinopteri; Spariformes; Sparidae
Exons: 6
Coding region: 328-942 (204 amino acids)
Biological process (GO): release of cytochrome c from mitochondria; extrinsic apoptotic signaling pathway in absence of ligand; mitochondrial fusion
Cellular component (GO): mitochondrial outer membrane
Molecular function (GO): protein heterodimerization activity; protein homodimerization activity; channel activity
Source: RefSeq, a predicted model, not a curated record